Oppia nitens is the source of this 1404-nucleotide messenger RNA. It is a transcript of the gene Pdhb, whose product is annotated as pyruvate dehydrogenase E1 component subunit beta, mitochondrial-like. Gene Ontology annotation, molecular function: pyruvate dehydrogenase (acetyl-transferring) activity. The record is from RefSeq and is a predicted model, not a curated record. The coding region runs from base 254 to 1333 and encodes 359 amino acids. Gene Ontology annotation, biological process: pyruvate decarboxylation to acetyl-CoA. NCBI's taxonomy places the organism in Eukaryota, Metazoa, Arthropoda, Arachnida, Sarcoptiformes, Oppiidae. The transcript is spliced from 5 exons.
AAUAUGUUUCAUUGAAACUCAUAUCGAAAGUCAAGAAUUAGUGAUUGAAUGACAAAAUUGAAUCAAAACUAGASUUGAGUUGAGAUCUGAGUGUCGACUCAUUUAUCAAUCAUUUGAAUUACACUUUGAUUUUAAGUGUAAUUUAAUUAUCGACUAAUUGUUUGUCGACUCAAUUGUGGCGCAAAUUGCGACCAAAAAACGCGUGUUUUCUAAACAAACGUGCGAUCCGUUGAUUAGUUUGUUGUCACCAAAGAUGUUGUGCAGAAAAUUGGUUUCAAUUUCUUUGAUUAAUAAAUUAAUACAUAAAAAUCAAAGACAUUUUACAACGAGUAGUGCUUUGAAAGCACAGCUAACAGUGAGGGAUGCGCUUAACUCAGCCAUGGAUGACGAGAUGGAAAGGGAUGACACAGUGUUUCUGUUGGGCGAAGAAGUGGCUCAAUAUGACGGCGCAUAUAAAGUGAGUCGUGGAUUGUGGAAGAAGUACGGAGACAAACGUGUGGUCGACACUCCCAUCACUGAAAUGGGUUUCGCCGGCAUUGCUGUCGGAGCUGCUAUGGCCGGUUUGCGACCGAUCUGUGAAUUUAUGACAUUUAACUUUGCGAUGCAAGCCAUCGACCAAAUCAUCAAUUCUGCGGGAAAAACAUUUUAUAUGUCGGCCGGAACGGUUGCCAUUCCUAUUGUAUUUCGUGGUCCUAACGGUGCUGCAUCAGGUGUGGGCGCUCAGCACUCUCAAUGUUAUGGCGCGUGGUAUAGUCACUGUCCCGGAUUAAAGGUAAUCUCUCCAUAUUCAGCUGAAGAUUGUAGAGGACUGUUAAAGAGUGCCAUUAGAGAUCCCGAUCCCGUUGUGUUUCUUGAAAAUGAGUUACUCUAUGGACAACCAUUUGAAGUCUCGGAUGAAGUGAAAUCUAAAGAUUUUCUUAUUCCUAUUGGAAAAGCAAAGAUUGAAAGAUCUGGAGAUAGGAUUACAUUAGUUUCCCAUUCAAAAGGUGUGGGCAUAUGUCUCGAAGCGGCUCAAGAGUUGGCCGCAAUUGGUGUUGAGGCCGAAGUUAUUAAUUUACGAACAUUAAGACCAUUAGACGAAGAGACUAUUAUCAAUUCUAUUGUAAAAACAAAUCAUUUAGUGACUGUUGAGGGCGGUUGGCCUCAAUGUGGUAUCGGAGCUGAGAUCUGUGCACGAAUUAUUGAAAGUCCAGCCUUUGAUUAUUUAGAUGCUCCAGUAGUUCGUGUAACCGGUGCUGAUGUUCCCAUGCCAUACACUAAAUCAUUGGAACAGUUGGCUCUUCCACAGAGUCAUGAUAUAGUUUUAGCCGUUAAAAAAGUUUUGAAUAUUUAAUAUAAUGAUAUCACUAGUCAUUUUAAUAAUUAUAGGUCAUAAUUAAAUUAAUUGAUUAAAAUAUUAAUUAC